Sitodiplosis mosellana (orange wheat blossom midge) is the source of this 5199-nucleotide messenger RNA. It is a transcript of the gene hh, whose product is annotated as protein hedgehog. Lineage: Eukaryota; Metazoa; Arthropoda; Insecta; Diptera; Cecidomyiidae. Gene Ontology annotation, molecular function: calcium ion binding; patched binding. The coding region runs from base 1156 to 2370 and encodes 404 amino acids. The transcript is spliced from 3 exons. The record is from RefSeq and is a predicted model, not a curated record. Gene Ontology annotation, biological process: regulation of gene expression; multicellular organism development; smoothened signaling pathway.
UUUCUCGCAAGCAAACUGAGAGACGAAGAGUGUGUGAACAAUUCGCCCUGUUGCGGUGUACAUUUUUUGUUCCCUACUACUGCUCGUGUACUGCUCGUUAAUGCAUAUAUAUUUUUUUGAAAGUUGUAGAAGCACCAUCUCGGGAAGUGUUAAUCCUUGAUAUUGUAAAAAAAAAGAAGCACACAGUGACUGUGAUUGAUGACAAUUUAACUAAAUUCAUUUAUAUUAUCAUUUCGAUUGACUGGCUGAGUUACAUGCAUGCGCGUGGUUUUCGUAUUGCGUUGAUGCAUUCGCUAAUUUAAAAGUAACCGAGAAAAAAGAAAUCAUAACGCCCCCACCACAACACGUUAAGCAUGCUGAUUAAAUGCAAAAUUCAACGAAUCGAUAUGUAAUCAAUAACGGUUUAUUUUAUUUAUUUUUUCAUAAUAAAUUUCACGAAUAAACAAACGCAUAAACGAAACAUCAACAAACCCAUUUAAAUUUAUUAUUUGAAAAAAGAAAGAAAAAAGUGGUGAUUUGGACAAAAACACAUGUAUUGUGCAAAAAAAAAGAGGAGAAAAAAUUUCUCGUCGAAAGAAAGAAAAAUGAAUCAAGUUAUCUAAAUGAGUUCAGUGAAAAUAUAUAAACCUAUCAUUUUGUAGAAAUAAUGAGUGCGUUUUUGUAAUUAAAAAAAGAAGAAGAAGAAGCAAAGGAGAUAUAAUUGAACGACAUAGAAAUGAACGACACCGUUAUGAUGGCAAUAAAUGGAAAUCGCAGUACCGAAUUUCAAGUGCGUCAUUUGAUACAUUCUCAACCACAUCAUACUCAGGAUUAAAUUUAUUGUUCAAUUUUCACUUCAAUUGCACAAUGGAAUUUGGAUUCAAAAUUGAAAGUUCAACCACCCGAUUUUGUUCACCACCUUAUUAUCAAUGAACAACGAUAUGGAUUAAAAUACAAAAAUAAAUUCGUUUCAAAUGGUUUUUCGUUUAAAUAUCAACCAAAAGGCAAUAGUGAAAUAAAAGUGUGUUUGCUACGGUCAGUGAACGAAUUGAGAAAAAAGAAGAAGAAAUCAAACGAACUAACAAAAGAACGAUUGAAAAAAUAAAACAGCAGUAAAAAAAAAUUCAGUUUAGUUUCUAAUUUAUAGAGAAAAAAAAUUUAUAUAUUUAUAUCAAAAUGUCAAUGUUAGUGAUAUUAGUAUUGUUUGCAAUUUUCACAUCGGUAAUGCCGUGUGGUCCUGGACGGGGAAUUGGUGGUCCAAGACGUUUGCGUAAACUAACACCAUUAGUAUUUAAACAGCAUGUGCCAAAUGUUAGUGAAAAUACGAUAAACGCAUCUGGUCUGCAAGAAGGCAAAAUCACCAGAAAUCAUGAGAAAUUUAAGGAUUUUUCACCCAAUUAUAAUGAGGAUAUAAUAUUCAAGGAUGACGAAGGCACUGGUGCUGAUCGUGUUAUGACACAAAGAUGCAAGGAAAAAUUAGACACGUUAGCAAUAUCCGUAAUGAAUCAGUGGCCCGGUGUACGACUGCGUGUCAUUGAAGGAUGGGACGAGGAUGAUGCACAUGGCUUUGAGUCAUUGCAUUACGAAGGCCGAGCGGUUGAUGUUACGACAUCCGAUCGCGAUCGAAGCAAAAAUGGAAUGCUAGCACGUUUGGCCGUCGAAGCUGGAUUCGACUGGGUGUAUUACGAAAGCCGAGCGCAUGUUCAUUGCUCCGUUAAAUCAGAUUCAUCACAAGCCGCACAUCAAACGGGAUGCUUUACUGGUGACAGUACCGCAAAAUUGGUCACGGGUGAAACGCGCCUGCUCAGCGAACUUCGUAUCGGUGACCAAGUACUGAGCAUGGACGCCGAUGGUCAGCUGAAAUACAGUGAAGUGUACAUGUUCUUGGAUCGUGAUGCGAAACAAAAACGUGAAUUCAUUCGAAUCGAAACGGAAGAUGGUUCGGCCAUAACAGCAACACCAAGCCAUUUAAUUUACACAUGGCAGAGCAGCGACAACAGUGUUACGACCGUUAGCAGUGUAGCCGAUUUUCAAUUUGCCGAACGCAUACAAAUCGAUGAUUUUGUGCUAACCAAUGUAAAUGGAACGUUGGAACCGCGACGCGUCAAAAAAAUCACCGUCGAAUUGCAUCGAGGCGUUUAUGCGCCGCUCACCUACGACGGCACGAUAGUUGUCAAUUCAAUAGCAGCAUCUUGUUAUGCUCUAGUCGAAAAACAUUCAAUCGCUCACAUCAGUUUCGUACCGAUGCGAACGCUGCACCGAAUAGAAGAAUUGCUUGGCGUUGCCAAUGGCAUUAAUGCCAAUUUACCACGCGGCAUUCAUUGGUAUGCACGAGCACUCACCACACUUAAGGAUACAGUUUUACCAUCAAAAUGGUUUUAUCACUCAUGAAAUCACUAAAUAAUCAAUUAUAAGUAUUUUCUGUAAAUAGAUGGAAUAAAAAGAACAAACAAACAAACAAGCAAGCAAACAAGCAAAGGAAUAGACAUUUAAAACAUUUAUAUAUAUAUUUGUAUGUAUAUGUGCGUGUCAAGCGAUAGACAUAACAAUACCUAGACAAUAGGAUUAAUUAGGCAUUUUCAAUUUUCAAUUUUUUCUUUGUAAAUUUUUUUUUCAUGUCGUCUGCGUGUAAGUCUUGUUAGAUAAUGAUGUUAAGUAAAUUUAGUUGUUUAAAUCAAUUUAGAAUAUGACUGCAUACAGAAAAAAAACGAAAGAAAAAAAAAAUUAUUCAAUUUUCAAGUGUUGUUGGGAAAACAAUUAAAAAACAAACAAUGAACGAGAAUAAUGAAAAAUAAACAAAACUGCACCAGUUCAACUCGUUCGAAAUUUGCAUUUUUAGUUCGUUGAACUUUUUUUCUCCUUUCCACAUAACAUUCAGAGGUUCUUUAAGAAAAUGAGGAUUGAAGAUUCCAAAAUUGGUUUGAUUUACCUGUGAAGAAUGGUCAGGAUUGGUCUAGAUUUCCAUCUUGAACUAGGCACUCACAAUAUGGUUCUAAAGCCAGUGAAUCAAUAAAACGAUCCUCAUCUCCCUAUAAGCAGACUCAUUGAAUGGUAUCAAAGCUAAUGAAAUAUCACAAAUACGAAUCAAAGCUAGAUAAAUCAUGUAACGAUUCAGUGCUCGAUGAAUCAUAUUUUGAUUUCAAGGUGGAAAUCCAAUUCAUUUCAACUCCCUGAUGAACGCAGUGGCGCAUUUAGAUUUAGACACACAUUUUUAAGCGCAUUGAAAAAGUUUUCAAACUGAUUUAAAACGAAAAACUGCAAUCUGAAUUGAGCUAAGAUGUUCUCGGAGCGAGAACUGGUUUGCAAUUUGUUCAAAUGGAAAAUUUGAAUGAAUUUGCUGAAAUAUGUAUUUUCCAAACGAAAAAGAAACUUGUUCAUAUUUGAAAUGUCUUGCAAAGAAUUACCCUUAAAUGAAUAUCUAAUGUAUUUAAAAGUCCAGUGGCAAAUACUUAUUUAAAAGAAAGAAUACUAAUGUUCAUGUUCAGUGCAAAUGAACAUUGAACCAUUUCUCUUUCUCUCUCUCUCUCUCUCAUUAUUUAUAAUUUUUGGCAAAUUGUUGGACACACAUCAAUUGCAUCGGUAUUCAAUUACCGAUUUCCUGAAGAAAAUCAAAAAACACAAAGAUUAGCUUGUGAAAAAAAUGAACAACAACAAACAAUGUCGACCGAUCAAUAUGAAAACGAAAACAAAUUUUUAGUUUGAUAGCAUAAUAAAUUAAGGAAUCGACAAGAUUUAGCAUUAGAUAGGCAAACAAAUUUGUUAUUAAAAAAAAAAUUAUUCCUAUUAAUCUAUUUCGAAACUAAAUAAUUUAAACUAUUCUAUUUUAGAGCUCUUCAAAUUUUGUGUCAAAUAUGGGAUUUGUUUAAAAAAAAAAGAAGAGAAGAAUGAAACCGCAGUGUGUAUAUGGGCUCUGAAAUCGUUUCUAUUUUCAUCAAUUUCACAUACACUGAAUACAAAUAAUAUAAGUACGUGAAUGAACCAUUUCCCAACAUGAGAAUGAAUAUCGAACAAAUUCCAUAGAGAAGAAAGACGGAAAAUUCGCACAAUUUUUUUUAAAAUCAAAAGCCAUAGUUAUUUAAAACACAAAUAAACACACAAAAUUAGCCUAUACCAGUGAUGAAAUAAAAAGACAACCUAUAAAUCUUAUAAAAUGUAAUCAAUAAAGAAAAUCCGCAUCGGUAAUUCUUUGCCAGUAUUUGAAAUGUCAAAUGUUGCAAAGAAUGAUCUGUAUCGGACACACAUACACCACACACACACACACAACUAAAUCAUUCGAAUUGAAACCGAUCGUUUUGUUCAAUCAAACAUUUUAUUAUCAACAGGUCAACAUACGCAUUUAUAACGCCAGAGUGUCUUCUUUCUUCAAACACUUUGAGAAGCUGACGAUUUCGUCUCAUUUCGUAACGGCUUCGUUGCUGUUUAUUGUAACUUUGCAUUCGGAUCAUUUUCAUUCCGUAUAAACUUGCCAACAGGUGGAAUAUGGAAAGAAAAGUGCUUGUUAACCAGAGAAUGCCAAGAAGAUGAAAAAAAACGCGUGCAAAAUGACGGAUUCAUUCAUUUGCUUUCGUUAUGAAAUUCAAUGGUUUCAUUUUAUCUGUGCUCCGUAAACAAGAUGAAAUCCGAUUUACAACAUUUGUAUGUCACAAAUGAAGACUGGAUGUUGAUAAUUGAUCGAUUUACCCACGUACCAAACCGGUGUGCCAGGAAUAAGAAUAUAUGAUACAAUUUUACACUUAUUAGAACAUUAUAUGCACAUUUUGUACGCAUUUAUACUUUUACGAUGAUUAUAAAUAUGAUAACCUAUUCGCUCCCCCCCCCCUCCUGAAAUCUAAUUCUAAACAAUAAUAAUAUGUACAUAUUCUGUUAGAAAGUAAACACUUUUUUCUUUCUCCAAAAUCAAUUGAUGGAAUAUUAAAGCCUGUUCAAAUGUUUCAUUUUGUAAACGAAAAAAAAAAGAAGGAAAAACGAUAAACUAUCCUGUGAAUAUAUGCUUAAAUUGACUGGGAGUUGAUUGAAUAUAUCGAUGAAAUUUACAUCAAUUGUUGGUUUUUAUUUUAAAUGGCCUUAUCAAAAUUUGUAUAGAAAGAAAGAAACAUUUAGAACAUAAACAGGUAUUUAAAUCGUAGACGAUUUUGCUGACAACAACCCUAUUUAUUCAAUAGAUAAUGAGUUUUUAAAAUGAUAAUAUGGAAUAAUAAAGACAAACGUUUUAUAUCUAAA